CCUGGGGGUUGUUACUACACAAAACGUCUAUAAUGUCAUUCCUCAACUACCAAGUUAUUCGCUAGGAACACACCUCUGAGAUCAAGUCGAUAGCCACCAUGAAAUCGAUUCUGCAACGAGCGACACAGAUUCAAUGGAUAAUACCAAAGCUGUGCAAGAUGAUCAAACACACUAGAUAUGGUCUGAGGUCCAGUAGUGGCAUAUUUGGUAUCUUCUAUCUACACGCUGUACUCGCAAUGUUAUGUACGUGGUCAACACUAUCAACCUUGACAACACCUUUUGAAAAAAACAGCUAAUCCUCUGCAUAUUUCAGCUCCAAAACGCCUGAACUGUCCAACUCUAAUCUGU
Molecule: messenger RNA, 348 nt
Organism: Alternaria alternata
Lineage: Eukaryota; Fungi; Ascomycota; Dothideomycetes; Pleosporales; Pleosporaceae
Exons: 2
Coding region: 99-296 (65 amino acids)
Source: RefSeq, a predicted model, not a curated record